UUAAUAAUAGUAAUUUCUUACAUUUCUCAUUAUUUUCUACUGUUUUACUAAAAUUUGGUAUUUAUGAUUGUAACCGCAACUAACGUAAUUUUAUUCUAUACUAGAUUUAUAACACUGAAUGAGGGUUCUACAUAUACAGUUAACCAGUCUAAAAUAAGUCACACAAGUCAUUAUAUGCAUAUCGAAUUCUUAUCAUUGAAGAUAUUCAAAUUUGGUUAUAUUCACAUUAUAUGACAAUAUCAUGAAAAAUUUCAGUUAAAGUUAUGAACAAAUGGAUCAAAUUCUUCAGUGCUAUAAAUCUAAUCGCUUUGGCAAAUCAAAUAGUUGGAAAUAAUCUUCUUAAUAUUGGAGAUUCGAAUUGUGACAAGAGUUUCGAACGAUUAUUUAAAUGGAGGUCUGUUACGUACGGCUUUCAAGAGGCUAAAGUCGUGAACAAACCGAUUUUUCUACUCAUUCAUAAAAUGCAAUGCCCUUCUUGUCAAAAAUUAAAACAGAAAUUUUCUAACUCCGUACGAUUGAUGGAUCUUAGCGAUCGAUUUGUGAUGAUAAAAGCGGAAAUGGGAUAUGAUGCAGCUUUAGAUGAUGACAAAUUUCAACCAGAUGGGAAGUAUGUGCCUAGAAUAUUGUUCUUCACAUCUAACGGUGACUUUAUCGAAGAGGCAUAUAACAAUCAUGCAGACGCGGAUAAGGAAUAUAAAUUUUUUUACAAGAAUCCUUCGGAAAUUAUAAAUACCAUGCUGUUGGUUUUGAAAAAUUAUUCUAAAGAGCCAUUGCGAGUAAUAUUUCAAUAUGAGGAAUUGUUGCAUCUAGAAACUUGUGAUAUGGAAGAUGAUAUUCUUGUUCCGACUCUCUUACAUUAAUAAUGUAACAGUAACCUUUGAAACAUGUAUGAUAUGGAGCU
This is a messenger RNA of Bombus pascuorum, 901 nucleotides long. Its product is annotated as thioredoxin domain-containing protein 12-like. The coding region runs from base 264 to 860 and encodes 198 amino acids. Gene Ontology annotation, cellular component: endoplasmic reticulum. The transcript has 2 exons. The record is from RefSeq and is a predicted model, not a curated record. Lineage: Eukaryota; Metazoa; Arthropoda; Insecta; Hymenoptera; Apidae.